Fusarium oxysporum Fo47 is the source of this 352-nucleotide messenger RNA. RefSeq lists its product as uncharacterized. The record is from RefSeq and is a predicted model, not a curated record. The transcript has a single exon. NCBI's taxonomy places the organism in Eukaryota, Fungi, Ascomycota, Sordariomycetes, Hypocreales, Nectriaceae. The coding region runs from base 26 to 352 and encodes 108 amino acids.
CUUGUUGGCAGAUCCUGGUAACUCAAUGCUUCUGAAACCAGCCACUUGCUGGCCCUGGCUGGCUCUUGCUCAGGGGACCACCCAGGCCCCCUUUUGGAAUGGCAAAUGGGAAACUCCAAGUUUUCUGCUCAACUCUUCAGGGGUGGACUGGCUGUCAAAGGCCAGACCUGCUGCAAGAAUGUGGGCACUUGAGCACUUACAGCGCUUCGUAGCCACUCAAUGCCCCGCAGCAUUGCCGCCAACGACUCAUUCUCUCAGAGGCAUCCGGUCAGGAACGCUCGCUCUCGUAUCACAAGCUCAAGUUCAGCACCGCCGCGACACGUUUCCAGACGACAAAAUGUUUCCUGUUUGA